Sclerotinia trifoliorum is the source of this 3435-nucleotide messenger RNA. The record is from the annotation of a GenBank genome assembly. NCBI's taxonomy places the organism in Eukaryota, Fungi, Ascomycota, Leotiomycetes, Helotiales, Sclerotiniaceae.
AUAAGUGUUUAUUAGUAUGAUAUCAUUUUUAAGAAUUUAGCACAUCUUUUUUGUUGUCGCAUGGCAGUGAGCAAGCUUUGAUGCCUGAAGUUUUUUGAUUCAUGCCUUACUAACAAGGCACAUUGUUAAAUUGGCACAACUUCAAAGGGAUAUUUCAAACACUUUCACGACCACAUUCCCAUUUUCCUACACGAAAUACUCGCUCGAAAGAGAGCGCGAAAGUCUACCGAAUGCAUGCCGUAGCAUUGCGAGCCCUCCGCACAAGCAGGAAUCCUCUCUCGAGGCAGACAUGUCGGAUUAUUGCAGGCUGUAGAUACCCCUCUCCCCGGCGCACCUUUCACCGUUCAGCAAUUUGCCUCAAUACACCUGAAGGCGCAGAGAAUCCAGGUGAUAAUAAAGAGGAGAGAUCAGGCAUAGAGGAUAUCCCGCGAAUACCCGAAGAGGCAGAGCUAGGAAACCCGGUGGAUGUUCCACAGGUAUCCGCGGAGGCAGAGUUGGACAAUCCAGUGGCAGAAGAUUCAAUACAGCCAGUUGAGAGCGUAGACCAUGAGCAAAGGUCUCGAGGAAGGGUUUCGGCGCGAACCUUAAGAGCAAAUCGACAAAAACAGCCAGAAGGUCUACCACCGAUAGUACUGCCAGAUUGGUUCUGGGAUAAUGUCAAACUGGCUGAGGAACUGCCGGAGAGCGGCUCGCUCGCUGUUUACUAUGGUAGUAACGUCACAGAAUUGACUACUAAUCCGACGGAUCCCGAAGCAACCGAGAGGAUGAGCCAUGCAAUCAAAUCUAUUGUCGAGUGCGACCUGCCUCCAACCGAGAAAGCAAAAUAUAGCAUGCAUGUUAAUGUUUACAAGGAAAUAUUGGCAUCCAUCACAGCAGGACUGAAACUGCGUCCCUCACAAGCUAUUAUGGACGGUAAAAAUGUCAUGAGACCCAUUCUCCACUUGCAAUGCCCUAAAGACGGAGGAAUAUUGUAUCUAGACUCUGUCGUGGAGACAAUUUCGGCCAAAUUAGGAGCUGACCUCAUACGUCUUGACCCGGUCGACAUAGCUCAAAUUUUGGGGCCAUAUAUGGAUGAGAAUUUAGCCUGGACAGGAGCGAAAGCAUCCCUCUUAGGCUACGAAACUUCGCGAAUGGCGGGCAGGCUAGAAGAUUACGAAAAAGACUCGAGCCCGGCACCUGAAGAUAUGGAAGGAACCGAGGAGGAAGACACGACGGGCAUGAGCAGAAAACCUAGCCCCGCAAUUGCCUUUACAGCAUCAAAUUCUUCUGAAGCACAGAAAAAGCUCUCGGCGAUUUUUAGCCGAUUAAAGGGAGCGCUCAAUCCGGCGGCUGAUAACAACAGGCGUUCAUCAGAUGUUGUGAUGCCAUUUGCUACUUUCGCCGAUCCGAACUUUUCGGCUUCUAGCAACGGCAACUCAACCUUCAGUAAUGUGAAAUCUAAUGCUGAACAGUGGAAUGAUUUGAAGACGACAGCUUUACUUGAGGCACUAGUCACUGGUGCCGAUUCAAAACGUGCAUCGGAGUCUUCGGGUACUGAUGCAUCCAACGCGAGGGACCUCAUCAUACAAGUUCGUGAUUACAAGGAUUUGACUAGAACAUACCAUGGAUAUAACAUCAUCGAUAAAAUGCGGACAUUGGUCACCAAGCGCUGGCAGUCCGGGCGGAAUAUAAUUAUGGUUGGAACAAGUUCUUUGGAGCAAGGAGAAUCCGAGCUCUCAUCAGCAGGUAUUCAACAUAUCCAAUCUGAUAUAGUUGAAGGCGAGAAAAGAACAAUAUUUGUCCCUCCGGAUCGAAGGCCAGAACAAGAUACAGUAUUCGAAUCCGAUGAUAAGCUACGCAUUCGGACCUUAAACAUAAGGCACGUCGAGGAUAUGAUCACGAAACUCGCGGGUGAUGCACUUAUCACUGUGGAUAUAGAAAAAGAUCUCGACGGCGGUUGGGUACAAUCCGCUGGGUUAGAUGAGGCAGUUUGGCAUUACGCCCGCGUACAAAGGCUCGCAACAACUAUUCUAGGAUUGGAAAACAACCCGGUGAUUAUAGAUGGACCAACGUUCUGGAAAGCUGAACAGCUACUCUCCGAAAGUGACAGUGCCAAAUUCUCUUGGGGCGCAGCAGAGUUGAAGGAAGAAGAUAAUGACGUGAACAACAUGCUUGAUGAGAUCAACAUUUCCCCGAGGAAUAUUAACAUUAAGGACAAGCUGAAGCAAAUCCGGAAAACCUGCACUCCUCACGAAAAAAAGCUCCUGGGAGGUGUGGUCAUACCUUCGGAUAUUCACACAAAGUUCGAAGAUGUCCAUGCUCCGAAGGAAACCGUGGAGGCACUAAAGACUUUGACAAGCUUGUCGUUGAUACGACCAGAGGCUUUCACUUAUGGUGUACUUGCUACUGAUAAGAUGCCUGGUUUGCUCUUGUAUGGACCUCCUGGAACCGGUAAGACUCUUUUGGCCAAAGCAGUGGCGAAAGAAAGUGGCGCGACCGUUCUCGAGAUUAGUGGCGCUGAAGUAAACGACAUGUACGUUGGCGAAGGUGAAAAGAACGUCCGAGCAAUUUUCUCUCUAGCUAAGAAACUAUCACCUUGUGUGGUAUUCAUCGAUGAGGCAGAUGCUAUAUUUGCUGCUCGUGGUGACACUAAGCGCUCGACCGCUCACAGAGAGAUGAUCAACCAAUUUUUACGAGAAUGGGAUGGCAUGAAUGACCUAUCUGCAUUCAUUAUGGUCGCUACCAAUCGGCCGUUCGAUCUUGACGAGGCUGUUCUGCGCCGGUUGCCUCGAAGACUUUUGGUAGAUUUACCUGUUGAAAAGGAUCGCGAGUCUAUACUCAAGAUCCAUCUCAAAGAGGAGAUCCUUGACUCAUCAGUCUCUCUUACCGAACUUGCCAAAAACACACCCUACUACUCUGGGUCAGAUCUCAAAAAUCUGUCGGUUGCAGCUGCAUUGGCAUGCAUCCGGGAAGAAAACGAGCUUGCCACCAAACACGAAGGCGAUACUCCUUACACAUAUCCCAAGAAACGUAUCCUCACCAAAGCUCAUUUCGACAAGGCAAUGGAGGAAAUUAGUGCUAGUAUCAGUGAGGAUAUGAGUACACUCUCUGCAAUUCGUAAAUUCGACGAGAAAUACGGUGAUAGGAAAGGAAGGAGGAAGAAGAGCGCAGGAUUGGGUUUCGGGGGUACGACCAUUCCAGAGAAGGACUCUGAGGCAGGAAGAGUAAGGAAAUCACAGUUGGCGGCGUAGAUAAAAUGGAAUUCAUUUCAUCUGAGUGUUCAUUAGAGGUAUUUACGGCUUCUUUUUAGGGCUUGCGUUUGCAGCGUGCAUAUCACACUCACGAAUGCAUGAAUGGGCGUCACGGUCAUUGUAUAUAUAUGUCUGGGAAGGAAGUGUCUUGUUACAUAUUAAUUUUGUAGCAAUAAAAAUAGAUUAUGACAUUGCUGCUCUCCUU